Molecule: messenger RNA, 3116 nt
Organism: Paramacrobiotus metropolitanus
Lineage: Eukaryota; Metazoa; Tardigrada; Eutardigrada; Parachela; Macrobiotidae
Product: probable serine/threonine-protein kinase clkA
Exons: 3
Coding region: 226-2928 (900 amino acids)
Source: RefSeq, a predicted model, not a curated record
UGCCGUUUAUCGACAUUUCUUUUUACAAUAAUACGACUUAUGACUAUCAUGCAGCUCGCAAAUACCAAAAAUCACACCACAAAAACCUUAACCACAUGGACUCCAACUGCAAUGCUAAACUACUGGAGAUACAAAGAUCAUCCGAUUGUUGUCUACCUUAUAGCAGUAGCAUGAUGUGUUGAGUUUUUAUAUGUAUAUUAAUAGUAACAUAGAAAAGUCUUAAAAAUGCAAGUUUGUAAACGCUUCAAAUUGCACAGACUCUGGAUUAUAAUUGCAACGGCCUUCAUUUGGUCACUGAAAAUAAUGUGCUUGGUGAAUGGUCAACUAAACCCGCCGGCGGCAACGGCAUCCCAGUUUAAUAACGCACCCGGCACCGGAAACCCGCGGUUACAAAAUGCUACACAGCCUGUAACAUACAACUAUACCUGGCAUUACGGUCCGGACGGUAAAAUUGAAUACGAUUACGAAUACCAAGUUGGGAACAGCAGUGCAGCAGCUGCCGCCAACCAACCCGUUGUCUACAAUUACACCUGGCAUUACGGACCCGAUGGUAAUAUUUACUACGAUUACAACUAUCAGGUCGUCAAUUCUAGUGCUGCCGCCACACAGCCGUUUAAUUACACGUACAACUACGAUCCGAAUGGCCGAGUUACGUAUGAUUACAAUUACCAGAACAAUGGAAAUAUGAAUCAAAAUCGUGGAACGCAACCUGCAGCGUACAACUAUACUUAUUACAAUGGUCAAGCCGGAAAUGCUGUUGGGAGCGGAGCACAAGCUUGGAACGCUUCGUAUAAUUAUCCCUAUCAAUACCAACAGGGUUUUGGUGGUGCCAACCCGGUGGCCGGUAGAGGGAAUUUUAAUUAUAAUUAUUAUCAGACAAACGCGAACUUCAAUCCAAGCGGAGCACAGCCCGCACUAUACAACUACACGUAUUAUAACGGCCAAGCUAGUAACAGCUUUCCUCCAAAUAGGGGAACUUUCGGGAAUUCUAACGCGCCCUUUGGAACAACGGCGAACGGUUAUAAUUAUAGUCAGCAGUAUUUUAACGGUGCUGGGAGUAUGAACUCAAAUAACCCGGGUCCAGGAAUAUAUCCAGCUAGUUACCCCUACAACCAGCAAGUCGGCAAUGGAUUUUUCCCCAACCCUAACAUGCCCUUUGGUACCGUGGCCAACUACAGCUACAGUCAGUUUAACGGCGCAGCUGGAAAUGGGAACCAAAACCCGGUCCCGGGAUUAAAUCCAGCUGGUUAUCCAUACAAUCAGCAAGCCGGCAACGGGUUUUUUCUAAAUCCUAAUAUGCCUGUAGGAACUCUAACUAAUUACAGCCAGUUCAGUGGUGCACUGGGAAAUUUAUACCCCAACAGUCAAAAUUUAGGAACGUAUCCAGCUGGUUACAAUACCGGUAUUAACGGUUAUCCAUACAACAAUUACAACCAACAAGCAGGCAACGGAAUAUUUCCGAGUCCCAACGUGCCUUUUGGUACUGCAAACAAUUACAAUUACAGCCAGUUUUAUGGAGCUGGAAACACGAACCCAAAUCCAGGAAUGGCAAUGUAUGCAGGCGGUAAUGCGGGACUAAACGGGUACCCAUACAAUUAUAACCAGCCAACAGCCGGCUUUACAACGUCCCAAACAGGCAACACACUUCCGAUUACAAACGCAGGAUUCUCGAAUUUUGGAAUGCCUACAUCAACCCAGGCCAGGCCGCCACUUAAUAACAAUCCCGGUGGAAACCUUUUUGGUGGUGCUGGCGUAUCGUCAGCAUCACAACCGCUAACUCCCAGUCAGCCGUUUGUCAACAGCCAAGUGGGUGCCGGUAUCGGUCCGAACAGCUAUCAACAACCGACGCAAAAUAGCGUUCUAGGAUUUCCAUCAACAAGUGGGAGCCUAUCGGUUUAUAAUCCCGCUGCUCUUAGUGGCUUUUCGGGAUUAGGCAGCACAAAUGGUAACCUUUUGGCGGCUGUUAAUGCAGUACCGGGGUCACCGAAUGGAAAUUUACCACAAACCUUCUUCUCGACUUUAUCCAAUCAGCAACCGUAUAUGUCACCAAACCCAAUGACAGGCUGGCAACAAAACAGUGGUGUUGGACCUAAUAGCUACCAGCAACCGUUUCCUAAUUCACUGGGCUCCAGUUAUCCAUUUUCACAAACAUCAAACUUGUACACCGCCAACCAAGCACAAUAUUCUGAUCUCAGUAGCAACAGCAGAAACAACCUGAAUUUUGCAAACUUUAACGGUGGAACAUGGCAAACUGAUAGCAACACAAGGAAUCCAAGCGAUUUGAUGAAUCCCCAACAACGAAAGGCAGAUUAUUAUGUGAAUGGACGAAAUCAGUUGGUCCAGGUUGAGUACCUUUUGGGAACGUCCCGCACAGUUGAAACACCGGUGGCGUCGAAUGUUGUAUCUGCGUCACAAAGCACAGACGGUGCCGUAUGGAUUAUUGACACUAACGGUAGAUUUUCCCGACUGCGUUAUCCUUCAACGUAUCCACAGCUGGAACCAAACCAACCAAGAGUCCGUUUUGUGCGAGUUUCGCCACGCAGUAUGAACGAAGCGUUGGCCCUGACAGAUACCGGCGACUUGUACCAUUUUAUCGGCAACCAAUGGCUGCUGGACACCAGCGCCAUGGACGUGGGCGAUGUGGGGAUCGGAGAUGACGGUACAGAGCUGUACGUCGAUCAGUAUCAGCGAAUUUUCAUCUGGGAUUGGCGAACCGGUGCUUGGAUUCCCUAUGAAGUGAAUGGGAAGGGCUUCGAUAUCUAUGACGCCAACCACGUGAUUGUGUACGAUAACAGCUAUAAUGUGCGGAAGCGGAUAAAUGGACGAUGGGUUUGGGAUACCGAAAAGUGCAAAGAUGUCAGGUUACUGCGGAACAAUUAUUAUUACUGUAUGACGCUAAAUAAUAAUGUGCGUCUGCUUCCUUAUUAAUGGUAAAGAAUAAAAAUUUAAGUUUCAAGUUGGUCCACGGAUGCCACGGCCAAGGAAACAAUCAUUAGUGAAUUUAUGAUAAGCAAGUACCUGCAUGCAUCUGAUUGUAAAACGUUGUGGAAUAAAUACAGAAGGCAUAAAGUAAACAGUUAACGAAAUUUAAAAAACGAAACGAAAUAAGUAAUAAA